Molecule: messenger RNA, 4512 nt
Organism: Kalmanozyma brasiliensis GHG001
Lineage: Eukaryota; Fungi; Basidiomycota; Ustilaginomycetes; Ustilaginales
Product: Helicase/SANT-associated, DNA binding
Exons: 1
Coding region: 1-4512 (1503 amino acids)
Biological process (GO): positive regulation of transcription by RNA polymerase II
Cellular component (GO): nucleus
Molecular function (GO): ATP binding; ATP-dependent chromatin remodeler activity; histone binding
Source: RefSeq, a predicted model, not a curated record
AUGUCCACCAUCACCAACGGAGCCAGCAACGGCGCGCCCGCCAACGCGCAGCCGCCAGCGCUUAGCGCCCAAGCUCAACAGAUGCUCACUGGUAUGACCAAGGAGAGGCUACACAGCAUGAUUGCUCGCAUGCAGCAGCUCAAAGCCAGCGGCGUCAACGAGGCCACCAGCCAAGAGUAUGCUACGCUCGUCAACACACUCAAAAUGUUCCAGCAGUAUCAGGCCAUGCGUCAACAACAGGCCGUCGCCAUGCAAGCAAGAGCAGCACAACAGCAACCUGCGCCUCGCACUCCCACCUCUGCCACCGCGCCAUCCGCACCUUCGCCAUCGCAGCCGACCAGCGCAUCGACGCCCGCAGCAGAUGCAGCCAACGGCUCUUCCUCCACCAAUGGCAUCGUCGUCAAGACCGAAGAAGACAUCUCGCGCUCCUUGAGCCCCGCCAACUUUACGCCUGACCAGCUCAACGCGCUCAAGACCCAGAUCAUCGCUUUCAAGCUCAUCUCGCGCAAUCAGCCGUUGCCGUCCCAUCUGCAAGAGGCCAUCUUGGCCGCAGAUCGAGAGUCGGAAGCGCAAGACGCAAGCAAGGGCGAAUUACUCACCACCGCGACGCAGAUCGCUGCCGCCGCUGUAGCAUCAUCAGAAAAGCCAACGUUGGACGAAGCCACCAAGGCAAGCAUGUCGAAAGAGGGCGCUGCUGCUACUGCGUCAUCCGAAAAGAUCGCAGAGAUUCCACGACCGCCCAGCCCGAAAGACGACCCGAGCAGCUCGGUAUAUCCCUACAAUGCCUACGUGCAUCCCUUCUCGUACAUCUCCAAGCCUUUGCUCGAGGACGACGACUAUACAGCCACCAAGCAGCAACGACUCUUGAUACCGAGCCUCGUACCAGCCGGCCUCGAGCCGCGCCUCCUGCUGGAAGAGCGCGACCGAUUCGUCCAGGCUCGCAUUCGUCAACGCAUCCGAGAGCUCGAGUCCUUCCCCGCCGACAUGUCCCAGAGCCCUACCAUGGCGAGCCUCAAGGGCAAGGAGAACGCGCAAGAUCUCGUCUCGCAGCUUCACCAGCAAGGAGACAAUGCCAAGUUGAAAGCGCUUAUCGAGCUCAAGUCGCUCCACCUCCUCGAAAAGCAGAAGCAGCUGCGCGAGCAGGUCGUUCAGAGCCUCAACCUGGCUACUACGCUCGGCCUCGACCGUGUCGCGUUCAGACGUGUCAAGAAGCAGACUCUCCGCGAUGCACGCAUGACCGAACAACUCGAGCGCAAGCAGCGUGUCGAGAGGGAGAAGCGCGCCAGGCAGAAGCACAUCGACUACCUCAGCACCAUCUGCAACCACGGUCGCGACCUAGUUGCAGCGCAUACGCGGGUCAACGACCAAGCUCGUCGAUUUGGACGUGCCAUGCUUAAGUUUCAUGCCGACACCGAGCGCGAAGAGCAGAAGCGAGUUGAAAGGAUCGCCAAGGAGCGUCUCAAUGCGCUCAAGGCCGACGACGAGGAAGCCUACCUCAAGCUCAUCGACACUGCCAAGGACACGCGUAUCACGCACCUCUUGCGACAGACCGAUGGCUACCUCGACAGCUUGGCGCAGGCCGUCCAAGCGCAGCAGAACGACGACGUCCACGCCGAUGCCAUCGCAGCCGAGCGUGCCGUCGUUGUCGAGGACACGGCCAAUCAAGAGGUCGGCGUGGCGGUCGACGAGACCAUGUUCGGUGCCACUCGCCAGGACGACCCCGCCGAAGACCGCGGCAAGGUCGAUUACUACUCGGUGGCGCAUCGCAUCACGGAGCGCAUCACGCAGCAGCCGACCAUCCUCAGCGGUGGUACGCUCAAGGAGUACCAGAUGAAGGGUCUCCAAUGGAUGAUCUCGCUCUACAACAACAGGCUCAACGGUAUCUUGGCCGACGAGAUGGGUCUCGGAAAGACGAUCCAGACCAUCUCGCUCAUCACCUACCUCAUGGAGUUCAAGAAGCAGAACGGACCCUUCCUCGUCAUUGUUCCGUUGUCGACGCUCACCAACUGGGUCAACGAGUUCAACAAGUGGGCGCCUACCGUCUCGACGCUCGUCUACAAGGGCACGCCCAACAUGCGAAAGCAGCUCACGGGUCGUCUUCGCUCCAUGAACUUCCAGGUGCUUUUGACGACCUACGAGUACAUCAUCAAGGACAAGCACCUGCUCGGCAAGAUCAAAUGGGUGCACAUGAUCAUCGACGAGGGUCAUCGUAUGAAGAACACGCAGUCCAAGCUCACCAUCACGCUCACGCAGUUCUACACGAGUCGAUACCGUCUUCUGCUGACGGGUACACCGCUGCAGAACAACUUGCCAGAGCUGUGGGCCCUGCUCAACUUUGUGCUGCCCCGCAUCUUCAACUCGGUCAAGAGCUUCGACGAGUGGUUCAACACGCCCUUCACCAACACGGGUACCGAAGGUGGCAUGCAGCUCAACGAAGAAGAGGCGCUGCUCGUCAUCAAGCGUCUCCACAAGGUGCUGCGACCGUUCUUGCUGCGUCGUCUCAAGAAGGACGUGGCUUCCGAACUUCCGGACAAGGUGGAGAAGGUGAUCAAGUGCAAGAUGAGCGCGCUGCAGAUCAAGCUGUACCAGCAGAUGAAGAGGCACAAGAUGAUCCUGUCCGGCGAGGACAACAGCACCGCGGGCAAGAAGGCCAAGCCGCAGGGCAUCCGAGGUCUGCAGAACGCCAUCAUGCAGCUGCGAAAGAUCGUCAACCACCCUUACGUAUUCGAGCAGGUCGAGUUGGCCAUCAACCCGACCAAGGAAAACGGCCCGGAUCUGUAUCGAGUCGCCGGCAAGUUCGAGCUGUUGGACAGACUGCUGCCCAAGCUCUUCGCCACCAAGCAUCGCGUACUGAUCUUCUUCCAAAUGACGGCAAUCAUGGACAUCAUGGAAGACUUUUUGCGCUACCGAGGCUUCAAGUACCUCCGUCUCGAUGGUUCGACCAAGCCCGACGACCGAUCGGAGCUGCUCAAGGUGUUCAACGCGCCCGGCUCGGAGUACUUUAUCUUCAUCCUCUCGACCCGUGCCGGUGGUCUCGGCCUCAACCUGCAAUCCGCCGAUACCGUCAUCAUCUAUGAUUCCGAUUGGAACCCGCAUCAGGAUCUGCAGGCGCAGGAUCGAGCGCACCGAAUCGGUCAAAAGAUGGAAGUGCGCAUUCUGCGUCUUGUCACGGAAAAGUCCGUCGAAGAAACGAUCCUCGCUCGAGCGCAGGACAAGCUCGAGAUCGAAGGCAAAGUCAUCCAAGCCGGAAAGUUCGACAAUCAAGCCACGGCGGACGAGCGCGAGCUGCUACUCCGAGCGAUGUUGGAAGCGGACAACGACGACGAAGACGAAGACGACGGUGACUUCAACGAUGACGAGCUCAACCAGCUGCUGGCGCGUGGCGAGCACGAGGUGCCCAUCUUCCAGCAGAUUGAUCGGGAGCGUCAACAAGCGGACGCUGAUUUCUGGAAGUCCUUGGGAUACAAGGGCAAGCUUCCCGAGCGCCUGAUGCAGGAGUCCGAACUGCCCACCGUCUACCAACAAGACUUCGACACGGACAAGCUCGAGGACGAAGUCGAGGAGGAACAGCCGGCGACGCGCAAGCGCAACGUGGUGCACUACGACGACGGUCUCACGGAGGAUCAGUUCCUGCGUGCGCUCGAGGACGACGAUGUGGACAUCAACGACAUUGUAGAGCGCAAGCGGGAGCGGAUCGAGAAGCGACGUGCCAAGGCGCAGAUGCAGUCGCUGGACUCGCUCGAGGGGACACCGGAGGUGGAGGGUGGCAAGCGGAAGAAGGGCGGUCGGGGUCGCAUCGCGGGGGCGAGCGAGACACCGGAACCGUCGCCCGGUCCAUCGGGUCGCAAACGCAAACGUUUCGGCAACGUCUCCCUCGACGGCUCUCCGGACUACGAAGACUCCCCCUCCGCCGCCGCCCGCACCGCCGUCCCGAAACGCCGCAAGACCGGCGGAGGCGAAGACGACACGCGCGACCGCAUCAAGUACGCGCUCAACCAAUGCUACCGCGCGGUCGAAACCUGUCUGGAACCGGAAACCGGUCGCAAGCGCUGCCUGCUGUUCUUGGAUGUGCCCAAGAAAUCCGACUACCCGGACUACCACGUGAUCAUCGAAAAGCCCAUUGCGAUGCGUCAGAUCAAACGGCGCAUCGACAACCGCACCUUCCGCCGCGUCGAUGCGUGUCGCGACGAGUUCCAUCUCAUGGUUCGCAACGCCAAGACGUACAAUCAGGAGGGAAGUUGGGUGUACAAUGACGCGGUGGAGUUGCAGAAGGCGUUUGAUGGGGUGUACGAUAUGUUUUGUCGACACAGUGGGUUGCCUGGGAGUGAGAAUGAGGGUGAGGCGUCGGUUGGUGCGCCGGCUGGAGGAGGGGAUGAGGACGAGGACGAGGAGGCGGAGGAGGGAGAGGAGGAGGAGGAGAAGCCCGUCGUUCCUGCCGCGAGGGGGAUCAAGAUCAAGCUGGGGAAGAGGAAAGUGGUGAGGAAGAAGGGCGAGAGCGAUGACGAGGAGUGA